Molecule: messenger RNA, 4217 nt
Organism: Rotaria sordida
Lineage: Eukaryota; Metazoa; Rotifera; Eurotatoria; Philodinida; Philodinidae
Source: the annotation of a GenBank genome assembly
AUUCAUAUUACGAAGUUAGAUGUAGGCAAAUGCGAAGAAAGAAAUAUGCUUUUAGAAUAGAUCGGAUUGCAAAAAAAUGAACCACCAAAGAAUUAUACGACGUUCAGAAGUAUUUGUAACAGCUCUUGCGAUACAAUAAUGUUUUGAUAAGAAGUUCAUUGAAAAAAAAGUUUAUUCAAUGACCAACUGAUUUAUUUUAAGUUGUAUUUGGAUUAACCGUACAAAAGACAUUAUAAUUCCAUCAUAUGGAACAUACGACAAAAACAUAUCACAAAUCUUUGAAAAUAUUCAAUAAAUAUCAAGCAAAUAAGAUCAUUUAGCUCCUCCGGUUAUUUAAUCAAGAUGAAGAGCAUUUACAUAUUGAACGAUAAAACAUUCGAAAAUAGUUUCAUACUUUCUCAGUUUUCAAUCGAUUUCAAGUGAAAGGAGAAGAUAACGUUUUUCUUCUAAUAUUUUUAUUUACUUUUGAUUUGAAUCGUUGUAUAAACUAUGUAUUCUGCACAUAUACUGCUCUUGAGUGUUUAUAGAAUGGAUAAAACAAAUAAAUCUUUUCUAUGAUGUCGAUGGAAGAUACUUCAAGUUGAAUUUCUAAUUAGAAUCGAUAAAGAAAAUCAAAUCCUAUAAAAAUAGAAUAUUUUUUGUUAUGAUCUUUUUCCUAUUGAAUUUUCAUAAGCAAGCGAUGAACAUAUGUAAAUAGAAAUUCUUCUAAGACAAAUGAAAUAGUUCAUGUUGAAUAUGUGAGAAUCUUUAAAACUACUUGAGAAAAAUUUCAAAUAUUUCGACAGAGUAUUGCAUUGUAUAUUUUUCGGGAACUUUUAAAAAAUCUCUAUGGAUCUAUAGCGUCGAUAUUGGAAUUGCCUUUACAUUAUUUAAUAACAUUAAAUAAAUGAUCUAUCAAGUUUUGCUCAUUAAAGAAGAAGAAAAUCUUUUCAUUUUUUAAUCAAAAUCAAAUACAGAAACAAGUUUAUGUACAACUUAUUUUAGCUACUAUUGAUAUUAUGAAUGGAACAAGUCAAUGGAGUUAUUUACUACUUCGAAAGAUUAUCAGUUUCCUAAUUAUCUCAAAUAUUGAUAUUACAUCUGAUCGUAGCAUUUCUAAUGCGACACAAUUCAUAAUGAAACUUUACUGAGACAAAAUGCUUAGCGUAAAGUUUUUCUUUUAGUCUAAACUCUAUCGAGGUGCCUGAUAUGAAAUGAUUUGACUUUAGAUUAAAUAAGACAGAACAUAAUGCAAAAGAAUAGACUCAUCGAAAAACAGUCCGGCAAAUCCUUUUCAUCAUAUUGGUCGAUUCUAAUAGGAAAUGAAAAAAAAAACAUUGUCAUAUUAAGAAAUAGUGAGAAAUCUUGAGAAAUCUUACUAAUUUUUAUCAAUUAACAAAUCCAACUAGUCAAUGUUCGGCUUCUUUGAAACUUAGGAAAAAAGAGAAUUGCAUGAUCAUCGGUUUUCGAUUAGAUCAACAAAACUAUUCCAAAAAUCAGCUUCGCUUUGCGAUACUAUUGCUCAAAAAACUUGAAAAAAUCAUGAAAAUUCUACGGUCAGUCAUCGACAUCAUUCGUUUGUCUACUUUAAUAUAAUGUUAUCUGAGAAUCCUGAAGUCUUCAAGAUUGAAAGUUGGAGACGAGAGGUUCCCUUCGGUACAGACAUACGUAGAUGCUGCCGGGUGUGAGUGGAGUGUGGUUCUGAAUAUAAGUAGAAGGGACACCCACAUCCACACCCUACAUUCUAGUUUCUUCAUGUGCAUAAAACAAGAAGAAAAAUAAUUUCGUUCCGACUGAAUAAAUUCAAAUUCAUUAGUAUCCUACAAAGAAUAAGUUGAGUUAGAAUGAGCAGAGGAAAGUUACAAGAUCAUCAUAGAUUUUCAAGUGCUUCUAGGUUGAUCUCAACAAUAAUAUAACUCAGGAGUUAACAUUCAUUAGGUUAAAACAAUGCUUCCAUUUCGAACGAUGGAUAUCUGUUGAAUAUUAUUGAAUAAACACUUUCGAUAGACGAACGAAAAAAAAGAGGAAUUCUUUUUCUUUCAAAAGUGAUGAUACGUUGAAUACAAUAAUAGGAAAGCAAUAGACAUUUUCCUUGAACAAGCACAUAGAGAAACUCGAAGUUCGAUUCUCAUCACUUUCGAUUAAUGUUCGAUCAAUACGAACGAAGUGAAUUCUAUUAACAAAUUGGUGUGAACUUUUUCUGUCGGAAUGAGUCAUUGAUUUUGACUUUUUCAAAAAUGAAAAUUCGUGUCAAGUAUUUCAAAACUUUUAUGGCAGCUGUGAAAUUUUGAAUAUACAUCGAAAAUUAGCAAUUUUUCUCUCAGCUAUCUUUCCAUACUCCAAAUAUUCACCUGAUUGGCUUGAUGAAAAUCGAACUGAAAAAACCGCCACGAAUUAUAUUGUGGCACUCACAUAUGUUUUGGACAAAAAUAAUCGGAAUCAAAUAAUGAAUAUGUAUAACUGUUUUAUUUGCCAUUUACUUCAACGCUUGUAAUCAUAAAAAUGUUAAAUUAAGAAAAAAAUUGCGAAAAUGAAAAAUAACGAGUGAAUAGUCAUGAUGAAAACAAAAUUGAAAAAAAUCUUGACUAGAUAUUUCCUCUAUUUUUUAUUAGUAUAAGGACGCUAGCUAAGGAACCAUGUGAGUUUCAUAUUUCAACCCAAAAGUGGCUGCACUAACAGGCUAUCUUAAAAUGUUCACUGUUUGUUCUAACAAAAUUAUUUUUCAUUUCAUCAUUGAGAUCACAAAAAUAGUUUUUAACUUGCAUUGCAGUUUUUGAGAAGUAGUGAUGAUAUUUAAUUGACUUUCUUUGAAUAAUACUUGAAGCGAAAUGUUUGAUUGGAUGGGUUUCAAAAGAACAUCAUCUGGAAAUUGUUCAGAGUGGCAGAUCGAUUGUAAUUCAAACUCAAUAAACAUUUCCAUCAUCUAUGACUAUUUUUAACAAUUAUCUGUUAAAAAAAUCGUUAAAGAUGAGACUUUCUUUACUGAUUAUGGUAAUUAGUCACCAUACUAUGCUAUUAAAUAUUGUUUAAAAGAAAAAUUAUUUCGAUGAUAGUGUGAUAAAGAGAAAAUUCACGUGUAAAUUCAAAGAUUCGAAUGUUCGUCAUCGUUGAAUACGAAGUCUCAGACUUUCCUUCAUUUGAAAUACCGAAACAAUGGGACUAGCUUUGAGAAAUCGUCCGAUUUGACCACCUAGAAAACAUUUUCUUUUUCUUUUCUCUCGUGAUCAAAGUUCUGUACUAAGAAUAUUGGUUUUUACUGACGGACAUUGAUCCAAUAUGGAUGAGCGAAAUUGUGUUUUGUUUCAGUGGCAUUACUACCCCGUGUAACACUCAGUACAAAUUCGAAAUGGAUACAGAAUGGUGUAACUGUGGCUGGAGGAAAUGGAGCAGGUAGUGGAUUGCAUCAACUAUACAAUCCAUGGGCUUUGGAUUUGGAUCAUAAUCGAAAUAUUUACAUAGCUGAGUACAGUAAUCAUCGAAUUGUGGAAUGGAAAUGUGGUGCAACGAUUGGUCGAAUUGUGGCCGGUGGAAAUGGACCAGAAAAUGAUUUUGAUCAGUUGAGUUAUCCGACGAAUAUCAUCAUUGAUAGACAAAGUGAUAGUUUCAUCAUUUCUGAUUUUGGCAAUAAAAGAAUAGUUCGAUGGCCUCGUUCAAAUGGUACGAAUGGAGAAACAAUCAUCUCCAACAUUCGAUGUUAUGGCUUGGCAAUGGACGACAACGGAUUUCUCUAUGUUUCUGAUUGGGACAAACAUGAAGUCAGACGAUAUCGAAUAGGAGAAAAUCAAGGAACAAUAGUUGCAGGUGGAAAUGGAGCAGGAAAUCGUCUUGAUCAGUUGAAUUAUCCGAUAAGCGUAUUCGUCGAUCAAGCUCAUUUAAUAUAUACGUCCGAUUACUAUAAUCAUCGUGUAAUGAAGUGGAUAGAAGGUUCGAGAUGUGGUAUUGUCGUGGCUGGUGGUCGAGGGCAAGGAAAUAGUUUUACACAGUUAUCAAAUCCUCGUGGAAUUGUCGUGGAUCAGUCAGGUAACAUCUAUGUAGCUGAUGAAUCAAAUUAUCGAAUAGUACGUUGGUCUCCAGGAGCCACACAGGGAAGUGUCAUCGUUGGCGGAUAUGGUCAAGGAAGUCUAUCAAAUCAACUGUCAAAUCCGAUGGGUUUGUCCUUUGACCGAGAGGGCAAUCUCUACGUGAAUGAUACUGGAAAUCAUCGCGUACAAAAGUUCAAUAUUGAUCAAAAUUUAUGA